GUCAAAACUAGUAAAAAAAACACAGCCCCCUUGGCCCUGGACUUGUAUUUUGUAUUGUGUACUGUGCAUUUAUUUUGUAUUUGUAUUGAGUUUUAUCAUGUAUAGUUGACGGCGGUGUAUUUUUUCUACGUUUGUACUUCAAGACAAUACAGAAAUAAGAGAAAUCAUUUCAUUUUACCCAAGAAUAGAAGAUAAGAAGCUUUCACAUGAACACCACAAUCCAUCAGCAGAGGAAAAAGAAAAAACAUGAAUUUGUCAGGCAUUGUUUUUGAUAUAAUGAAACCUCCCAACAUCUAAAAUCAGCAAACACUCUUUCAGGAAGUGUUUAUGAAAACAGUAAUGCAGGCUAAAAGGCGUUAUCUGUUGGUAUUUGUCGUAGCUUUUCUUACAAUUUGGUAUUUUGGAGGCUAUCACCUUCGGCAUAAACGUAAGAUACCAUUCGAUAAUGAGCUGCUAAUAACCUAUGUCAAUUUAAACAACAUAGAGACAGGCUACACACCACCUCGUGAAAGACGUAUAACUCAAAAUGAUGCAAAAGUCUUGUGUCGCAUGGAAACUUGUUUUGAUUUCAGCAAGUGUGAAAAAGACUUUAAGGUUUAUGUGUACCAACAAGAAGAAACCAUCAACCCCAGUCCGUCCUAUUUGAAGCUCCUAAAUGUUUUAUUAGAAUCACACUAUUAUACUUCUGAUCCAAAAGAAGCAUGCCUAUUUGUACUCAGUAUAGACACGCUAGAUAGGGAUAGACUGAGUAAUGACUAUGUUAGAAAUAUGCAAAGUAAAAUUCAAAGGCUUCCUUAUUGGAAUGAUGGCCUAAAUCAUAUUAUUUUUAACUUAUAUUCUGGUACAUGGCCAAAUUAUACAGAAAAUAAUUUAGAUUUUAAUUAUGGAAAAGCUAUAUUAGCUAAAGCAAGUAUGUCUGAAGAUCAUGUCAGGCCAGGAUUUGAUAUCAGCAUUCCACUUUUCCACAAAAUUCAUCCAGAGAAAGGUGGAGAGCCAGGAUCAAAUUCCGCAAAUAACUAUCCAUUAGAAAAGACCUAUUUACUCGCUUUUAAGGGUAAACGAUAUGUACAUGGUAUAGGUUCUGAUACUAGAAACUCAUUGUAUCAUUUACAUAAUCGAAAGGAUAUGAUUAUGGUAACCACAUGUAAGCAUGGUAAAAGUUGGAAAGAUAUGAAAGAUGAAAGGUGUGAUGAAGAUAAUCGGGAAUAUGAUAGAUACGACUAUGAAACAUUGUUACAAAACGCCACAUUUUGCCUAGUUCCUCGCGGUAGGAGAUUAGGUUCAUUUAGAUUUUUAGAAGCUUUGCAAGCUGGUUGCAUUCCCGUAUUACUAUCCAAUAGUUGGGCUUUACCAUUUUCUGAUGUAAUUGAUUGGAAUAAGGCUAUUAUUUGGGCCGAUGAACGUUUACUAUUGCAGGUGCCUCAUAUCAUUCGUUCAAUACCACCAAGUAAAAUUUUGCAACUCCGCCAACAAACUCAAGUAUUGUGGGAUAGGUAUUUUUCUUCAAUAGAGAAGAUAGUAUACACGACUUUAGAAACUGUAAGAGACAAAUUACCAAAGAAACAAAAACGUGAUGGUACUAUUUGGAAUUCCUUUCCUGGAGCCUUAGUUACUUUACCAACUUUUUCUGAUUCUCUGCAGGAUUUUCCUUUCGCAGUUGAAUCAAGCAAAAAUAAGUUCACUGCUGUUAUCUACUGCCAGUUAGGUGUAUCGUUAUCACAACCUUCCACAACAUAUAGGUUAGCCAACUACUUAUCCAAGAGUAAAUAUUUAGCAAAAAUUCUUAUAGUAUGGUCAAACGAUAAACGACCACCAAAUAGAAGUCGUUGGCCAACUUUACCAAUACAUAUUCCUCUACAUAUCAUUGAAACCGGAAAUGGAUUGGAAGGGAAAUCAAGUAUUUCCCAACGGUUUUAUCCUCAUAGUGAAAUUAAAACUGAUACUGUUCUUUCGCUUGAUGAAGACACAAUACUCACCACCGAAGAAAUCGAUUUUGCUUUUGCUGUAUGGAAGCAAUUCCCAGAUAGAAUCGUUGGUUAUCCUGGAAGAUCUCAUUAUUGGGAUGACUCAAAAUCGACUUGGGGAUAUACUUCUAAAUGGACAAACGAUUAUUCGAUUGUUUUAACUGGGGCAGCUUUUUAUCAUCGAUAUUAUAAUUAUUUAUAUACAGAAUGGUUGAGUCCGCUUCUGCAUAAAACUGUGGAACAAAGUCAAAACUGUGAGGAUAUUCUAAUGAAUUUUUUGGUGAGCCACGUAACACGUAGACCACCUAUCAAAGUGACUCAAAGAAAACAAUACAAAGAGCAGCCUAGUGCUGGUAGUUGGUCCCCGUGGAAUGAUCCAGACCAUUUUAUCCAAAGACAAAGUUGUUUAAAUACAUUCGCAGCCGUAUUUGGGUAUAUGCCAUUGCUAAGGUCUAAUUUGAGACUCGAUCCUGUACUUUUCAAAGACUCUGUAUCAACUAAACGGAAAAAGUAUAGGAGAAUCGAACUGGUAGGUAAUUAGAUGUUUGAAAUAACCUAAAAAAUUACGUUUUUCGAACUGUAUUUGUUAUCUAAUAAGAACAGCUUUAGGUUUAAUUUUGUAGUGACUGUUGCAACGUUCCUUUUUUUUUAAAUAGUAUGUUUUUAAAUUUCUAAUGAAAUACACGAUCUCGCUCUUUUGAGGUAGAAUAUGAAAUAUGAUGUAACCUUGCAAAAUAAAUUAUUCAUAUGCCUAUGCUUAGUGAAUAAGAAAUAUCAUAAUAAAACUUAGAUCAUAUCAAUAUAAGAAGCAAUAAUAUACAAUAUUAGUGUUUACCAGUCGGGUCGAUUUUGUGAGGUUAUCAUCUCAGUCAUCACUUU
Molecule: messenger RNA, 2843 nt
Organism: Ceutorhynchus assimilis (cabbage seed weevil)
Lineage: Eukaryota; Metazoa; Arthropoda; Insecta; Coleoptera; Curculionidae
Source: the annotation of a GenBank genome assembly